Messenger RNA from Rosa rugosa (rugosa rose), 1812 nucleotides. RefSeq lists its product as uncharacterized. Bases 33 to 1193 code for a protein of 386 amino acids. Lineage: Eukaryota; Viridiplantae; Streptophyta; Magnoliopsida; Rosales; Rosaceae. The record is from RefSeq and is a predicted model, not a curated record. Gene Ontology annotation, molecular function: protein binding. The transcript is spliced from 2 exons.
AUCUCAAACUUUCUCGGUAAAAGCAAAGAAACAUGUCUUUGUCCUCCAAAAAACCCAGGUUGAAGUUGAAGUUGGAGUUGGAGGAGGCUAACAAGUCGCUCUACAUGUGUGUUCUAGAGCACAGGAGAGACUGGGUGGCUUAUGUUGUCCGCACCAUCAGACUGUCGGAUUUGUUAUCAUCUUCGGGGGACGAUCCAUUGCCAUUACGGCAAGUGGCUUAUGAGGCCGGUUCGCAUCUUCCCGGAUCUGUGGGUUGCGGUGUUUGGGGAUCCCAAAUUUUUUUCACCGGCGGCGUGACACCCAGCUCCUCUCACGGCUGGAGGGAAAUAGGUCCCGACUCAGUUUGUCAUACAAAUGUUUAUGCCUUUGAAACACGCACAAAUGAGAUCAGAAAGCUUGAUGCCAACUUACAAGGAGGGAAACUUUACCCUCUGAUGGUGGAGCUGGGCGGCAAACUGUACGCUCUUUCCUAUAGGCUUGUCGGCCAUCCUCCAUCGUUUGAGGUAUUUGACCCUAACAUAGGCAAGUGGGAAGGUUUGCCCCAGCCUCCAUUUUUCCAAGUUUCCUCUCCAUAUUAUGCAAAUUGCAACUUCUCUUACGCAAUCGCCGGCACCAAGAUCUUUGCCUCGGAUGAAAACUGUCCCGUGUUCUGCUUUGACGUCGCCCACCCAGACAGAGAAUGGAGACUGGUCUCUACUAUGUGCCGGGGUGGCUCUUUUCCCUUCGAUAACAAAGUAGCAUUAGUCCUGGACCUGCAGCAGGGGGACGAUGACAAGAAAAUAAUGUUUGCCUACAGUCAUGAGCCUUGGCGUCUAUGGGUAUAUCUUAUGUCAUUGUAUGAAAACCAAGAAACUAUCACAAAAAUCGGUGAUCUGAGGAUGCCAGUGUUGCCUGAUGAAUUCGGUUUGCCACAACGCUGUGAAUUUUUGCACAUAGGAGGCCAGAAAGCCUGCCUUGUUAUCACCGAAAUCGGCUUCCUUGAUGAAGACGACCCUGCUUAUAAUGAGCUCGGUACUCAUAAGAGACACGGUGCAGUCAUACCAUUUCAAUUUGAAGUUGAUAUCACCAAGGUGGACAAGGACAAGAAAAAUUGUUUAACACUCCAAUUUAUGCCUCUUCGCAGCUUCGAAUACCAUACCAACCCAUCCACUCUACCUGAAUCUGAAGCGAUGGAAGCUGAAUUCAGACUCUAGCCAUGAGCAGUCAUUUGCACAUUCAAGAUUCAAAAGGCGGCAUCUUGUGCAACCAAAGAUGUUCAGUUAUAGGGGUUGUUUAAGAUUUGAUGAGAAAAGGUGAUCAGCGUUCUUUUGUGCAAAUGACUUGGGAGUUGGAAUUUGUGGUAGUAUAGAAAGGAAGGACAAAAUGCUAGCUUAAAACGGGUUACAAAGGAAUUGGAGACGAGCAGGAGAAUCCUCCCAUUUACAAGAUUACAUUUACAUGUAUAACGGUUGAACUGCUCGAGGUGGAUGGGAAGUCUGAAGGCUUUUAAAAUGGAUUGUUGGUCGUAUUGAUAUUCCUGAUCAACUGACUGGAGUAGACUGGCUUAUAGAAGAGGGACUAGCACAAGCAGUCAACAGUGGGGUGCCUAGGUUUCCUGAUGCCUUCUGGCCUGCAGCGCAGAGUGACUUGUUACAUCAUGGGAUGUGUAUGACACUUGCUAUUCUGAGAAGUGUUGCAGGGAAGGUAAUUUUUGUUUGGUCUCAAGCUUGCAGGUAAAGCAAUUUUUGUAAUAUAAGAAACAAAAUUGGCAUACACUAAUAUUUAUACGUGCUGCUAAGACUAUCUAACGAGUAGUUAUUUUCAUUAGUAUUU